AUGACAGAUUUAAAUAAUUUAACACCUGAAAAGCUCAGAAUGGUUGAUGGUUUAUUUUGUGUAGAUGAACCAAGACUAUCAGAUAUGAAGUCAUGGGAAGGACAAAAAUUUAUACAAUUUACAAAUGAAUCACCUAAUAAUUACAAACCUACUAGUUACAUUCGAGAAGAUCCUAUAGAAUGGCUAGCAAGGCAACCAUUUAAUAUAGAAAACCUCACUAAAAACUCAACAAUUGUUUCUUUCAUUGCUUCUCAUUGGACAUAUUUUCGUAAAGAAUUGAUUUCAAAUCUUCAAGUCUACAUCCCUAUCGCGUCUUUUGGUAAAGUCUACAAGAAUACCAAUUGGAAUAUUCAUCCAGAAUGCUCAAUUUUAGAGGAAAGCACAUCUCAACAUGAAUAUUUUAAAGCAAAGAAUUGUAUUAUCGUAAAAUAUCCUUUUUAUUUAGCUAUUGAGAAUUUACAAGAACAAGAUUAUUCUACAGAAAAACUUUGGGAUGCAUUUAGAUUAGGAAUAAUACCUACUAUAUGA
Molecule: messenger RNA, 528 nt
Organism: Cetraspora pellucida
Lineage: Eukaryota; Fungi; Glomeromycota; Glomeromycetes; Diversisporales; Gigasporaceae
Source: the annotation of a GenBank genome assembly